AUGCUUUUUUUCACAGCACGGCAGGCCGCCGCCGUCCUCGUAGCUUUCGUAUUGGCGGCAGCAAAUGACGUUUCCAUCGCUGCUAUCCCGUCUUCCUUUGCCCUCUUUACUCCGAAUGAUCUCGCCGCGUUCAAGGUUCCCACGCCUGCUUGCGCUGCCGCCCUGGGAAUGCAGCUGCAGUGCAGCCGCGCGGCUGUUUUUGGAAACCUCUCCUCAUUGAAUCAAGACGCAGAACGCGCGGCUUUCUGCGAUCCCAAGGGCGCUUGUCAGCAGUCCUUACAGGCCCUUAACCUUCAGGUCCAGAAGGACUGUCCCAUGGAUUUUAUGCUGGGUCCUACUGCCAACAUUGCUUAUAUCCUCCGCCAUCUCGUUCUUUCGUCUGCACUCCCCUGUGCAAAUGACGCUGCGUCCGGUGCAAAUUGUGUCAAGCAGGUCAAAGAUGUCUUGUCGAAAAUCGAUCCAAAGGCUAACAUUUUCGAUGUACUGGACAAAAAGUUUGCUUGUGGUUGCUUCCUCGCCGCAACCCUGUUGAGGAAACCGGUCGAUGCCAAUGCCCAGCAGAUGUUAUACAUUUUGAGAACUCGGAUUUGCGGCGAAAAUUCCGUUCAAGAUGCAGUUGAAACCAUCCUCCUGCCCACAAUCCCCAACCUGCCCUAUGUUCCUCCUCUGCAACCGGCAAACUCCUCGAUGACCUUUGAUGCUUACGCUGCAUCGCCUCAAGCCGAACAAUGCGGGCCUGCGGCAGCCACCCCGUUAUGUCCGAAUGGUCAAUGCUGCAGCUUGAAAGGACUUUGCGGCUCAGGUCCCGACUUUUGCGGUCCUGACAACUGCCGCUACGGAUAUGGACCUUGUACACACAGGACUGUCGACCCAAAAGCUAUAUGUGGCGCUACUUCUGCCAACUUUGCUGUUUGUCCAACCGGCUGCUGCAACGGACAGGGCCUUUGUGGAUUGGGCUUUGCUGAUUGCAUGCUAGCGGAUCCACAAAAGCCUUCCCAAAAUGGCGCACCCACGGGAUGUCAGAUAGGCUUUGGACCAGGCCAAUGUACUCAAUUUUUCAACCAGAAUCAUCAAUGUGGUCCUUACGCGACUGCGGAAAAUAGGAGAUGUCCCAAAGGAACGUGCUGUGAUACAUCUAUUGGCCAAUGCGGGACUUUCCGCAGUUUUUGUGAUCGCACCACAUGUAAUCCAAUUUACGGAGAUUGUGGCCCCCAGACAUUUGACAAGACCGCAGUCUGCGGCUUCACAAGUGUAAAUCAGACUUCCUGUGGGCCAACCGCCUGCUGUGGUAAGGCAGGUCAGUGCGCCGCGUCGUCCGAAUACUGUAGUCCUUCCCAGUGUCAGGAAGGUUUUGGCGCCUGCGGGUGGCCCUUGGACAUCAAGUGUUCCGCAGCCACUAUGAUGUCGCAAGACGGGGUGAAUUAUAUUGGAAACUGGACUGCAACCCCAGCUAACGCAAGUGCUACGAUACCCUGUGCAAAUGGUAAUGCGAACGGCAAUGUUACCGCUGAGUGUCUAUCGAACGGCUUGUGGGGAAAGGUGGUAUCCACAUGCAAUCCUCCGAUCGUUGUCUGCCCGACAGCGGCAGGAUGGACGAGUAAACUGGCUGGACAGAACGCAACUCAAUCUUGCUCAAACGGUUUUGCCGGUAACAUGACGGCUCGGUGUAAUCCAGAUGGUAUAUGGGCUACCCCCGACACCUCCCAGUGCUAUCGCAUAGGAUGCCCGGCAUUUGACGUGUUUCCCGCAACGCCUUUCAAUGGAAUCGCAAGUGCUCCAUGUCCCGUUCUCUUCAGUGGCAAUCAAACGGCACGCUGCCUUCCAAGUGGCAAAUGGACUACCGUCGAUACGUCGCAGUGUGUUUGGAGCAAGGAGUCGACUUGCGUCUCGGAUGUGUUCCCGCGCACGCCACUGGGACAGAACGCCACGGGCCCCUGUCCUUCGCCUUUGGUAGGAAAUCAAACGGCUCUUUGUGGGCCGGCAGGUAUCUGGGCUCCUGCGGAUACCCAAAAAUGCAUCACACCGACGAAUACUCUGUCGACUACAAGAACCGCUAUACACUUGACCACUGUGCCCCCUCAGGUUACGGUGCCACCUGUUCCUUCUCCCCGUCCCACUUGAUUGCAAAGUGCGCGGCCACUAUGCCUGUUUAUGUUGGAACUAAUCAAAUGUACCCUCUUUCUUUUAUGACGAAUGCCAUAACCUCAAAAUUCUUCUAAGUAGCAGACGCAUCUCAGAGUUUGCAAAUGGCCAAUGUAAUAAUCUGUAGACUUGAUAUACUAGAUAGACGUUUUUAUAGAACCAGCUUUGAUCGUAAAGAAAUAAGAAUGAAGAAGGUGCGCGGCUUUGAAGAUCACGUGGAAAGAUCCCUGAGAAUAACCAAGCGUUUUGUUUCCCAUGGAGCCACGUGUGUGGAAUAUUACUUGAGAAUUUAAGCCACGGAAGA
This is a messenger RNA of Spizellomyces punctatus DAOM BR117, 2446 nucleotides long. RefSeq lists its product as uncharacterized. The record is from RefSeq and is a predicted model, not a curated record. Bases 1 to 2121 code for a protein of 706 amino acids. The transcript has 6 exons. Gene Ontology annotation, molecular function: G protein-coupled receptor activity; chitin binding. Lineage: Eukaryota; Fungi; Chytridiomycota; Chytridiomycetes; Spizellomycetales; Spizellomycetaceae. Gene Ontology annotation, cellular component: membrane.